This is a messenger RNA of Hydractinia symbiolongicarpus, 3969 nucleotides long. Its product is annotated as protein mono-ADP-ribosyltransferase PARP3-like. The record is from RefSeq and is a predicted model, not a curated record. The coding region runs from base 1568 to 3448 and encodes 626 amino acids. Gene Ontology annotation, molecular function: NAD+ poly-ADP-ribosyltransferase activity. Gene Ontology annotation, cellular component: site of double-strand break. The transcript has 15 exons. Lineage: Eukaryota; Metazoa; Cnidaria; Hydrozoa; Anthoathecata; Hydractiniidae.
GCGGCUUGGGCAUCCUUGGAGUUCUGUUUAAUGACAGUUUUAAUGUUUUGAUGUCAUUUUAAACCUUGUUCUCAGGGAGGGUGUAUGGACAACUAAUUCCUAUUGACAAUUACAUUGCUGUUGGUUUGAUAGCGAAAGUGGAUAUUUUUUUUUAAUUACUGUAACAGGUUACCAGUACGGGAUCUUUCCCCAAUUGGGUGAGUGUCCCCUGAUUGACUAAACCACUCAAUCGAGUGAGUCAGCACUGGCGGCAAUUUUUCACGACUACCCGAUUGAGUGAGUCAUAACUGGCGAUAAAUUUAGCUAGCUAAAUAUAUAAACAAACCGAAGGUGCUUGGGAGAGACUUAGUUCUUGCCUAGCACCUAGUCAGCUUAAAGCUCUAGAGACAGCUAACUAGCUAUGUUAAAGAUAUCAAUAUUUCUCUACUAUACUUUGUGUCAGAUAUGAUAAAAAUAUGCACAUUUUUCUCUAUAUAGCUUGCUAUACUGGCUUCUUACUAAACUAAUUCCAAGCACAUGUCUAUAAGACAACUAAAAUGAGCUUCAGAGGCACAACACGUGCAACCUAGACUGAAAAUAUGCACCAUGUAGUCAAUCCAACUCAAGAAAUCAUCAAUAGCAUUGGAACGGCACGGUAAAAUUUUUUUUUAAUCUGUGAAACGGCGCAAAAUAAGCUUAUGACUUGAUGUAAACAAAAAUUAUAUUGCACUUUUGGCCAGCGGUGUGCCCUUUUAAGAAGCAAUUUUAAGCAAGAAAAAUACUCACCCGAUUGAGGUAAGUCUCUCCUGAUCGGGUGGUUGCGCACUCAUUCGAUGGAAUAUAAAAUAAGAAAAAUUCUUUUGUAUUGUAUUCUUUACUGCACUUCGCAGGCGCUUUGACUGCCACAUAAUGGGUAAUAGAUUUCCACAGUCGUCUUUCAGAAAUAUUUUAUAUCCGCCUUGAGAUCUACCGUUUCAAAGGUUUGCAAAGGAUGCGUCAUUGUAGACUUCAAGAGUCAAAUUUUUCAUAGUACUCAAAAUAAUAUUUUUGUUUUUUGGCUUUUACCAGAACUUUGUUGCCUUUCAAGAAAUCAUCUAUUGUGGAUGCUCCUAAUUCACAGACUUCAAACAUGAUAUCAGGUCUGACCUGUCCCCUUAACCAGCACAGCCAUCCUAUUAAAGCUCUGAAUUCCCUCAUCUCAUUUUCAUUUAGUGGAGAAUUCUUCUUCCCCUUUCUUUUUUUCUUUUUCUAUUUCAAUAGGUUCAAUUUCCACAACAUACGCAUUUUGGAUGAUUGGAAUAGUAAAAUCACUGUGCUGGUUCAAGCUUAAUCCAUGAUAACGAAAGAUAGUUGAACAUUCAGAUCCAACAAGAAACACUCUCCAUAAGGGUUGUAUAACAUUUUCGAUGAAAUCCUCAUUCCCGCCCCAACAAAAAUCAUCAACAUGUGUGGCCAUUACUCCUGAUAAUUGUUGACCAUGAUGCCAGUAAAAAAUUGCAGGAUCACUCUUGCUGACCGAGCAAUAAGAUUUAUGAGCUCUUCUUUUACACGCAAAUACCAACAGCGAGAAGCAUCCACCAAACCAUAAAUGCAUUUCUUAAGCUUCCACAAGGAAUUUCCAUUAUCAACUUUUUUUGGAGGUUUCAGUUCUCAUAACACAUAUCAGUGUUAUCACCAAGUGUCAAUGGAGAUUUGUAGUGUACCAUCUUUAACAGUUAAGGAGAUAAUAAUGCCACCAAAACGAAAGAUUGUUUCAAAAUCCAAAACAAGUAAUGAGGACACAGACUUUUCCAAGCUUUCUGUUGCUAAACUGAAAGAGGAAUGCAAACUAAGAAGUUUAGCUUGUGAUGGUAGAAAAGCAGAUCUGAUUAAAAGGUUACAGGAAGAUGAAAGUCAAGGAACAACUUCCAAAAAAAUAAAACAAGAACAGGAUAAAGACAAAACAGAGGAGAAGCUCUCUAUGAAAGAUAAGCUAAAAGCCUUGGUUGAAGAAGAGAAGAAAAAUAAACGUAAAACAUUUCAGGUAGAUUCAAAUUGUCCUCGUUAUAAUUCUGGCAGAGUUGUCGAUGAUUAUGACUGCAUGUUGAAUCAGACAAAUAUUGGUGCAAAUAAUAACAAAUUCUAUGUCAUUCAGUUAAUUCAAGAUGGUGGGAAAUUCUUUCUUUGGAAUCGAUGGGGAAGAGUGGGAGAGUGUGGCCAAAGUGCUAUGAAGGGACCUUUUGAUGACCAAGACUCUGCUGUAAAAGAGUUCCAUAAGAAAUUUAAAGACAAAACAAAAAACAAUUGGGAUGAUCGAAGUGAUUUCAAACCCGCAUCUGGGAAGUAUACUAUGAUUGAAAUGGAUGCUCAAGAUGAAACAGAUAAUCAAAACAUGGAAAAAAAGCUAGCCAACUUGGACUCAACUGAUGGUACACCAGCAAAAAUUACAAAGCCAUGUUGCUUAGAUGCUGCAACACAAAGUUUAAUUAAAUUGAUCUUUGAUCAAGAUAUGUUUAAAGAAGCUAUGUCUCAAAUGAAUAUAGAUGUUAAGAAAAUGCCAUUGGGAAAGUUAAGUAAAACUCAAAUUGCAAAGGGAUUUGAGAUCUUGGAAGAUAUGGAAAAUGAGCUCAAAAAGAAAACAAAGAAUAAAUUACAGGAACUGACAUCAACAUUCUACACGUUAAUCCCACAUAAUUUUGGUAGACAGCGCCCUCCCACCAUCACAGAUGCGGAAACACUGCAGCUGAAAAUGGACAUGUUAACUAUUCUGGGAGAUAUAGAACUAGCCCAAGAUCUGCAAAAAGUGAAAGUCAAGAGAGAGCAGUUAGAAGAACCUCAUCCACUAGAUGUAAACUAUGGUCUUUUAAAGUGUGGCUUAACUCGUGUUAAACCUUCAGAGAAUGCGUAUAAGGUUAUAUCCAAAUAUAUUGACAACACAAAGUCAAGCGGAGGAAUCAAACUGUUGGACAUAUGGGAAGUGGAUAGACAAGACGAGGACAAGCGAUUUGCGGCGCACAAAGAUAUCGAGAAUAGAAAACUUCUUUGGCAUGGCACCAGUGUCGCUGUUGUUGUGGCUAUCUUGAAAAGUGGACUGCGUAUCAUGCCACAUUCUGGUGGGAGAGUCGGACGUGGAAUUUAUCUUGCGUCAGAGCACGCAAAAUCUGCUGCUUAUGUUGGCACGUCAAGAGAUGGUACAGGAAUUAUGUUUUUGAGUGAAGCAACACUUGGUAAACAACACGUUAUAACAAGGGACGAUUCGUCGUUAACAAAACCACCUAAAGGCUUCGACUCUGUCUUGGCUGAGGGACGACAGGAACCUGAUCCGAAACAAGAUACGACGUUAAACCUUGAUGGGAAUGACGUCAUUGUACCGCAAGGAAAACCAGUGCCCACAAAAUCUACAAAUAGUUCUUUUCACCAAAGUGAAUAUUUACUCUACCAAGAAAGUCAAUGUCGAAUUCGAUACUUGUUAAAGUUUAAGUUCCGUUAGAUUAGGUUUUUAUUUUUGACAUGUAUUUUGUUUUUUCAUCUUUUUUGUUUUACUUCAGUAAAACACAGUUAAAGGAUUCAAACUGCUAUAAAGUUGAAUUACAUAUAGAUAGAGGGUGGAUGAGAAUCAUGCCGAAAUUGAAUGUUUACAUUUUUGCUACAGAGACUAGUUGCUUAAGAUAAAAAAACAAAUUAAGCUGGAAAAUAUUUUUCGCAGCUGUGUGUUUUGCUACAUAACUCACAGAUCAUAACUCAGCUAGAGUUAUUAUUAUUAUGUAUAUAUAUACAUCAUUUAUAAUUUUUGUUAUUAUUCGCUUAAUUUUUAUACAUUAUUUUGAUAGUUUUGUUCACUAAAAACAUAUAUUUACCGACUUCUGUUAUGUUACAGGGCCGUGGCGGCCUUGGGGUGGGACGGACAGGUGCAAAAGGUUUUUGUCGAUCUUGGUUAAAAUGGAGACUUGUACAGAGAAUGCAUUUUAAUCCAAUCUAUAGAAGGUUAAAAUAUAAAAUUCUUUGAAUGAA